Paramuricea clavata is the source of this 714-nucleotide messenger RNA. Lineage: Eukaryota; Metazoa; Cnidaria; Anthozoa; Malacalcyonacea; Plexauridae. The record is from the annotation of a GenBank genome assembly.
AUGGAAAAACAUAACAAGGCUAUGAAGCUUGCCGAAGCUAGUUUUGAGGAGAUAUCAACUUCUGUGGAAAUGGAAGAUCUAGGUGAUAUAGAAUCAGGUUGCGAGUAGUUGUGCGAGCUGUUAAAGAAGCUUGAUCUUUCCAUUUAGAAAGCAAAGGAAUCAAAUGUUAGAAACAGAACAAACUGUUUCUCAUAUACUAGACUGGUCCAACGGGGUAAAAACAAAAUCGAAAAAGUUUCGGGAUUUGAAAUCAAAAUUAAAAGAGCCGUUAGCAAAGAUACAAGUGGAUCGAGACGAGCAAUCUUGAAGAAGGAAAUAGAAAAACAACACGCUAUAAAUGAGGAGAAUGAAAGAGCUCGAAGACGUGAAAAGGAUGAGAUGGAAGAACUGGCAGUUCGAUGGAUCCCAAGAGAGUUGGAAUGGCUUUUGCGCAAGCUGGAAAUCGAGAAAGAAGCCAAGAAACAAUUGCAGGAGAACACUUGGCCAACAACUGCUACUCAGAUUGUGAAACUUCAAAAGUAUACAAUUACUCCAUUCACAGGAGAUUUCAUAGACUGGACACGGUUUUUGAAUCAAUUUUCGGUCGAAUUAGAUAACUCGAGCAUAUCAGAAAUUAGCAAGUUCAACUACCUUCUUGAACUAACGAAAGAGAAACCGCGUGAGGAAAUUUUGGGUUUGCCACACACUAGUGAUGGCUACAUCGAAGCAAAGUGA